GAGCGGGAGCUAGUUUCCUGGUCUGCGUUGGAGCUACUCUCUCGCCAAGAGCUGGAGCGGUGCUGCUGCGUGCGUGCAGCCGCGGGAGAAGAGCGUGCAAGAGGUGAUGCUGACUGCUGCGUUGGUGCGCGCGAGAGGAGAUGGCUGACAGGCGUUGGUGAUGGCGCGGUGCUGCUGCGUCCAUGGAAGCAUGGCGUUGACUGGCGUUGCUGCUGUGUUGGAGGCGGUGCUGCUGUGUUGGAGGCGGUGCUGCUGUGUUGGAG
Molecule: messenger RNA, 263 nt
Organism: Closterium sp. Naga37s-1
Lineage: Eukaryota; Viridiplantae; Streptophyta; Zygnematophyceae; Desmidiales; Closteriaceae
Source: the annotation of a GenBank genome assembly